Adineta ricciae is the source of this 2037-nucleotide messenger RNA. Lineage: Eukaryota; Metazoa; Rotifera; Eurotatoria; Adinetida; Adinetidae. The record is from the annotation of a GenBank genome assembly.
AUGUCUACGAAAUCGUUUGUAUCACAAUGGAACAUUGACGCGGUUAUUACUUGGCUUCAGGAAUCAAAUUUAGGUGAAUUCGAAAAAAACUUCCGGGAAAAUGAAAUUGAUGGGAAAAUCUUACUUAAACUUAGUGAAUCGAUGGUUGCUCGAUUGUUUCCAACAAUCAGACUUGAAGUUCAAUUCCUUGAUUUGCUACAAUUACUCAAACAACGACAUACGAUGGAAUUGAACUUAAAGAAACCAUUUCCAACAUCAUCGACGAUUACGAAUGGACGUUCGGCAGCGCAUCAAAUCGCAGCACAUGUUAUCGCUUCAUCUUCGUUCGAUAAUGUAAAUGGUCAUUCAUCGAAUUCGAAUUCGCCUGUUGCCACAAACGGACAUCAUCCACCAAAAGUGAUCUAUUCGGAACGUUCACCGAUGAGUAAAGUUCCUCCAUUGAAAUCCUUCAAACGCGACGCAAAAUUCUUUGCCAAUCAAAUUCAGAGUCAAUCUAAUGGCGGGCUAAGCAUCGAUGGUGGUGAGAAUGACACGAAACAUACGUUUCCUCACGCAUAUAAAUUGCCUCAAUUCACCGAAACACUUCGUCUUGCACUUGCCUCGAAAGAUGCCAGCGCUUUCAAGUUACGUACCUAUUAUCGAAAUCUGUUGAUCUCUUCGAUUUAUGAUGACCUGACAAGGACAUACAAUCUUUGGUAUCCAAACGCUCGACAAUACAAAACAGUCGCUGCAGCACUUGUGAAAACUUAUCCCUUUCUCGAAUCUUCGACCGAAGGCGGUGAAGUAUGUAGUUCUGUUCGUAGUGCUGAAGACAUCAAGUCAUACUUGUUUAUUUCGAAGGGUGCGUGGAUCGAUGGAAUCAAAGGCAAAUUUAAACGUGGUCGCCGUACUAUUACAUCUUAUGUUGACGCUGCACAAUCGAUGGGUGGUGAGAAUGGGUUCGAUCGUAUGUCCGGUGAUGAUGAACUAGGUGAAGAAAAAUUAGCGCAAACAUCCGGUGGACAUAAACGAUCUCGACACCAAUUUGAAGUUGAUUCCGAUGAUGAGCAUUACGAAACAGGUGAAAUGCCAUUAAAUGGAAACGGCAAAGAUACGGAUCAAACGAGUGAAAAUGCAGAUGAAUUGGAGGAAGAAGAAUUGAACCGCUUACGAGCUUGCAUAACUGCAAUGCAAGCAACAUUAGCCACCACUGAUGAUCCUGAUAUUUCACUAAUUUCGGAUUACUUCAAAGAAACAUUCGAAAUCCGACGAAACUUCGUGAAAACUCACAAUACCAAUGAAAUUCUCGCAGAAUAUCCCGCAUUACAAUUACAUUCAUGCCUACUAGCGGAUUUUCACAUGCAAACAAACAUCCCCAUCCAAACAGUUUUAAUUCAUAAACUACGUUCCAUAUCGAAACCUAUUCUACGAUUAGCAAAAGAAACGGGUUGCGCACCGGAGAUCCUUCACUCUUAUCAUACGAUUGUUUCUCAACGACCACAAUUAGAACAAAUUGUUGCUGAUACUUUUGCUGUCAUAAUUGUUGCUUGUUAUUUUGGUGAAUAUCAAUUUCUUCUGAUUUCAUCGGAUAAAGAGACUCAAUCACCAUGGCCAAUCAUCCGCGGUGAUCAUCCAGCUCGUGCAUUUUUCGAAGGCAAAUCUUCAUCUCUCUCGUACAAUAUCGAAUUAGACUACGUUCAACUAUUUCAUCGACCAUUGAAUGAUUUUCUCACUGCUAUAUGUACAUNGUUGAGACUCAAUCACCAUGGCCAAUCAUCCGCGGUGAUCAUCCAGCUCGUGCAUUUUUUCGAAGGCAAAUCUUCAUCUCUCUCGUACAAUAUCGAAUUAGACUACGUUCAACUAUUUCAUCGACCAUUGAAUGAUUUUCUCACUGCUAUAUGUACAUUAUUCGCCACGUACUCUGUCUUCGAAAUCACCUAUGGUAAACUGGAAAUGACACUAUCAUUCAUCGAUUGCUUACUCCGAGAUAAUGCCCAUUCAUCGACACGUUCGCCUCAAGUACUUGAAUUGAUCAAUGAACUCAAUUCUAUGAAAUAA